This is a messenger RNA of Nicotiana tabacum (common tobacco), 1722 nucleotides long. RefSeq names its product transcription factor MYC3. Gene Ontology annotation, biological process: regulation of DNA-templated transcription. The record is from RefSeq and is a predicted model, not a curated record. Lineage: Eukaryota; Viridiplantae; Streptophyta; Magnoliopsida; Solanales; Solanaceae. Gene Ontology annotation, cellular component: nucleus. Gene Ontology annotation, molecular function: protein dimerization activity; DNA-binding transcription factor activity; transcription cis-regulatory region binding.
CCAGGUACUACAUAUCUACUCUCUUUAUUCAUUCACUUUUAUCUUCAUCUUUCUUAAACCCUUCACCUUUAUAAUUUCCCUCACCACAAUCAUAUCAUAUAUCUUAAUAAAAGAAGAAAAAUUAUCAAGAAAAAAUGGAUGAACUAAUGGUCUCCUCUUCUUCCUCUUCCUCAUCAUUUUCCAUACCCUCUUUAUUUUCUCAAACAAACCAACCUUUAUCUACCCUUCAACAAAUGCUUCAACAUGUUCUCAAAAAUCAAACAGAUUCUUGGUCUUAUGCUAUUUUUUGGCAAACUUCAAAUGAUGAUGAUGGUCGUUUAUUUUUAGCAUGGGGUGAUGGCCAUUUCCAUGGUACAAAAGUCAAAAAAGGAGAAGUAAAUGGUGCUAAUAAAGCUAGUUCUUUAGAGAGAAAAAAUGUUAUAAAAGGAAUACAAGCUUUGAUUUGUGAAAAUGGAGAUGGUGUAGUAGAAGAUGGUGGUGAUGUUACUGAUAUUGAAUGGUUUUAUGUUAUGUCUUUAGCUCAAUCUUUUUCUAUUGGUGAUGGAAUUCCUGGUAAAGCUUUUUGUACUGGUUCUUUUGUGUGGCUAAAUGGGGCACAACAACUUCAGUUUUGUAGUUGUGAAAGGGCUAAAGAAGCUCAAGUUCAUGGUAUUGAAACUUUGGUUUGUAUUCCAACUUCAAAUGGAGUUCUUGAACUUGGAUCAAGUGAUUUAAUCAAAGAAAAUUGGAGCUUAGUUCAACAAGUUAAAUCACUUUUCUCUUUAGAUCAAGAAAAUGGUCUUGAAAAAACCGUUUCUUUUGCUAAUAUUGGCCUUGUCUCUUGCUUACAAGAAAAUGGUCAAAUUUUAGCCAUCAACAACAACAAUCAUAACAAGAACAACACUAGCAAAAAGCCGAAAACCGAGGAAAUUUCCACUACUGCAACAGCUGCAACAACUUUAUUUCAAGAUUCUGACCAUUCGGAUUCUGAUUGUCAAGUACUUGUUGACAAGCCAAUAGUGGAGAAAAAAACACCAAAAAAGAGAGGGAGAAAGCCAGGGGCAACCCGUGAAACCCCGUUAAACCAUGUCGAAGCAGAGAGACAGAGAAGGGAGAAACUAAACCACAGAUUUUACGCGUUACGCUCUGUUGUACCUCAUGUUACAAAAAUGGACAAAGCUUCUUUGUUAUCAGAUGCUGUUGAAUACAUCAAUGAGUUAAAAACCAAAGUGGAUGAAUUAGAGUUGCAGCUUAACAAAAAAUCAGAGAGCAAAAAGAAGCUGAAAGUUGAGUCAAUGGACAGUACAACUCUUGACAACCAGACUACUACUACUACUACAACUUCCGUGGAUCAAAUUAGGCCAAAUUCUAACUCAUCAUCUUCAUAUGGACCAAAUAAUUUAACAGUUGAAGUUGAAGUCAAGAUUUUAGGUCCAGAUGCAAUGAUAAGGGUACAAUCGGAAAAUGUGAAUUAUCCUUCAGCAAGAUUAAUGCGUGCACUUCAAGAUCUUGAAUUACAUGUACACCAUGCUAGUAUUUCAAGUGUUAAUGAUCUUAUGCUUCAGGAUAUUGUUGUUAAAGUUCCUAAAUGUUUAGGUACUGAAAAUGGUCUAAAAUCUGCUCUUCUUAGAAGCUUAGAGCAGUAGUAGAAAUGUUGAUUACUAAUAUAUUUACUUGUUGUUUACUUAUUAUUAUGCCUAAAUCAGUUCAUUGUUUAAUAUAUAAAUAGCUAGUUUUUUCGUA